Bombus impatiens (common eastern bumble bee) is the source of this 4243-nucleotide messenger RNA. RefSeq names its product neurofibromin. Lineage: Eukaryota; Metazoa; Arthropoda; Insecta; Hymenoptera; Apidae. The record is from RefSeq and is a predicted model, not a curated record. The transcript is spliced from 6 exons. Bases 55 to 1032 code for a protein of 325 amino acids.
AGUGUAAAUUCAAUUUUACAUUAAGUAAUAUUGUUUAUUGUUUUAUAUUUUUGAAUGAACCUGUGUUUACUCUUUCGAUGUCUAUGUUCGCAUCUACCUAUGUCUACUUUAUGUCUGCCUGGAAAACACAUUGUAACUUAUCCCUUAUACACAUCACGCUCCAUCAAUUUGUACAAUAAUGACGAUGUAUACGUCAUUAACAAGACUGGACGGAUUUUAUUUAAAACGCAGCGAUCCUUUUCUGUACCAACUGCGAAGGAAGCAAAAUCGAAUGAGGAAGUUGAACCAAAGAAUCGAAGUGCCAGAGUAAGCGUGAGCAACGAAAAUAAUAUAUUGCUUGAUCCAGAAGUACUGACAGAUUUCUCAACUCAAACUUUGGUUCUAACUGUUCUGGUUACUUUAGUUAAAAAUUCAACCGAUGAAAACGAACAACGGAUUCUUUAUGAAUAUCUUGCGGAAGCCUCAGUGGUGUUUCCAAAAGUCUUCCCAGUAAUUCAUAAUUUGCUUGAUGCAAAAAUCAACAAUGUAUUAUCCUCUUGCCAUGACCAAGGGAUAUUGAAUUCUGUACAAGCAAUUAUACAAAAUAUGAUAGCGUGCGAGGAUACAAGUCAACAGCAGUUACAUUACUUACAAAGUUGUGGUUUUGGUGGAUUAUGGAGAUUUGCAGGGCCAUACACAAAUUCCAAUUGUACAGCCGAAAGCGCUCAGUUAUUUGUUAAUUGCCUGGAAGCCAUGGUGGAAACGUGUUUACCGGUAGAUGAAGUUGAAGCCUUAAAUAGCAAUGAAAUCUCGAGUGAAAAAUGUAAACGAUCCGAUAGUCAUCAGUCAGAAGUCGCACAAAAAAAGAAAUCUUUAACUCAUGGAGGAGAUCGGGCGAGUUCUCGCGCUUUUUCGGAAAAAAUGGACGAAACUUCUCAGAGUAGAUCUUCUUUUAUUCACAUAGAUCACAGUAUAGAUAGCAGAGAAGAUGUUUUAUUGGAUUCUGUGGGUCAAGGAGAAAAUACGAGUAGUAGUAACAAUUCACAACCUUAGCGAUUAAUAUGUGAUCCUAAGAAACAGUGGGGUAAACAUGGGCGAAAAGGACAAGUUGGUCGGAAGUUGCAAAUACAAUUGAGAAACGCAAAUAUUUUGGCUCCAUGUUAUUGCUGCAACAUGUCGAAUCAGUUUAAGCCAAUGCCGUCCACUUCAUGUUAAUGUACCCACUGGAAUGGAAACAAUUAAGCGCAAUCUGUUAGUCGAUUAUUAUUUACGAUUAUUAUUAUUAUUAGUCGAUAACUUAUUUUGUUAUUAGCAACAUAUUUCGAUGGUUUUGUAUUAUCCUUAAAUUUACGUUUAAUACAACGAUUAAUUGUUUCUAUAUUAUAGUGAUAAUAUAAAAAAAAGUUACGCAAUGAGUCCAUUAUCGAUUUUUAAUACGCCAGAGUUAUGUUUUGUAUAAAUAACGAUUUUUAAAAGUAAAAUUGUUUAAACUUUUGUAAUUAGACAAUUGUAAUUAAUCAAUAUAUAUAAUAUUUCAUAGUUUCAUGGCGAUAACUGAAUAUUCAUGGAUAUUUUCAUUCCUUUACAACUAAAUAUUUUUAUAUCAUCUGUCCCUAUUUCUAAACAAAUUUAAUAUAGUCCCGUGUUAUUAGAAUAAAAUGAUUAUAUAAAUAGUUUAUCAGAGAAGUCCAACUAUAUGAGUUCAUUUCUUGGUAAUAUUUAGUGGAAGGAAUGAUAUUAUUUUCUGAUAGAAGUUAUGUUCCAAUUAGACUUGAGGUUAAGGUAACAAAACAAAUAACGAGAUUGUUGUUUUAUGUUACGGUAAAAUGAAGCGAUGAUUGAAUCGAAAGAAAAUGUAUGUUUAAUGAAAACAUUAUGUUAUGGGCACCAGCAAGUCAAAUUCUUGAUGAAAGAAUUCCAUUGAAACUGCAAUGAAGUAAUGAAGAUACUCAAAACGCUUGUGUAAAUAAAUACAGGACUUUCGUGUACAAGAAUAUAAAGAUAUACGUGCAUAAAGAUAUAAUAUCUCGAGAGGAAUGUAUUUAUAAAAAUAACUAAGAAUGUUCCAUGUUAUCACAUUUACUACAAAGAAAAAAUGCAGUUUGACUAGAAUACGAUUCUGGAUCAGUGCAAAAUCCCUUAAACAGUAUGUCACAGUCAUGUAUGUAGAACUUAUAUUCUUUUCUACAUAAAUAUAUUUAUUGUUUGAGUGCGAUUGUAUUUUGUUCGAAAAAGCAAUAGGGUACAUGUGCGUUUUGCGCGAUUGCAAUUGCAAAAUUCGCGUAUGUUUAUAAAUAAAAUUUCGAGAGGGUCGGGAACUCAUCUCUCGAAUAUCAUAAUACAAUUGCAACUCCUUGCACUUGGCCAUUAUUUAUGAGGCAUGUGCACAUAUUUUUAUAUUGUUAAUGUUUAGUGAAUUUAAACAAGCUUUAAUUCAGAAUCUUUUCCUGUUAAUAUAAUAUUUAACGAUAUUUAUUCAUAAUGGAAUAUUAAUUGAAAAUAUUCAGAUGUUCAAAAGAUAUAUUAAAGAUAUCGGAGGAAAAGUGGCAAGGAGUUGACAAUACAAAGACGUUCUGGACCAGCAUACAUCCGGUGCAUUGGAGGCUCUUUUCGUCUCAGGAUGCUCGAGCAACCGAACGAUCGGUUAUUUUUAGAGUUCUCAAAACAAAACACCAAUAAUUCUAUUGUCUACCACUUAUUAAAGUACAAAGCAAGACACGUUAUUUUUUCCGAAGCGCAUAAAAGCAUGUAGGAGAGACAAUUUAUUAGUAAUUAGUGAAAAAAGAAAAAAAACAAAUGGUAAUGAUACAAGUGUCGAUUUUUCUGUUGAAUAUCAGUUACGAAAAUAUGAAAAAUAUAUACAUUUAAUAUACAUACACAUAAUAGGUUGAUCGCAGCAAUAGAGUACCCGUAAUGAAUUCGAUAAUGCGUUUGUACAUAGUAUAUAAAUAUAUUAUAUGCAGGAUGUUUCGUAAGUUGUCGAACAAUAUCUAACGGAAAAUUCAAUGAAAUUAUUAAUUACGUUUUCAUGUAUUGUAUAAUUGAGCAUGGUUUUAUUUUAAUAUUCAAUAAUUUGUGUAAAGAUUUAGUUUAAUUACAGGGCAUGAAUUUAAAAGUGCCGAUUUUUUUUUAGUAAUAGACUUAAAGCUUACGAAAUACUCUAUAUAUAGGGUAUUUCAUACGGUAUACAUAUACAUAUACAUGUGUACACCACAUUUGCAGAAUACUAAUUUAAAUUAAUAAUGACAAGCUUGUCAUGUUUUCAUACGACUACUGAUUGUUAAUUUUCUAGGAAUCAGCAGAUAAAAAAUUGCCCAUGUAACGAAUCUAAAUAAUUAUAAUACUGUCAUUUUCUUGCAUGUUGUACGCUAGAUAACAAUACUUCUAUUUCGCUAUAAAUUUAGUCCAAAAUGCAAUCAAAAUUGAAAUGCAUUCCGUUUUCCAUUUGCUUUGUCUGUCUCGUUUUAUUUAUACGUUAGAAAGAAUCAACUUUUAAAAGUCGAUAUUAAUUCUAUUACUGCUUGAUACUGUCUUUUUUGUGAUUUUACACCAAAAAUAUAAAUGCCAUUUUAUAUCAGAAUUUAACUAAUUUUUAUGGUAUUGAACACAAAUAUGUAAGGGAAAAUGCUAACAGUAAGAAAGCUAAUGUAUCUAUUUUUUAAGUAUCUUUAAUUAAAAAUUAACAUUCAAUAGUCUAUCGGAAACAGUAACAAUUGGUUUACUCAUUAAAACACGAAUGUCACAUGUUAAAUAUAUCAUAUCUUAUGAAAUACUCUCAAUAUACAACACAUAAAUACACUAUAUAAAUAUUUGUAUAGCACGUACGUAUUUUAGAAAUUUAUAAUUUUAUGAAAACGAAAUUGUUUCAAAAUUGUCGAAUAAGAGAAUAUAUGUUAUUAUUAGGAAAUACGUUCUAUAGAUUAUUCGUAUGUUUACGUCGAAUGUUAAUGUAAGAUAUACAAUCUUCUAAAUGCUUGUACUUAGAUAUUUUUGGCGUAUCUCGAACAAACUGCGCUACGAACAAAGCAUUGUUAAUCUAGUUAAAUGUUUAAGUGUUAUAUCUACUUAGUUCGUGCAGUACUCGUGACUAUAAAACGAGAGAUUCCUUGGACAGAAAUAAAAUAAUUCUUAAUGGUUUCACAUUUCCAACAUUGGAAUUAUCGAAUUCCUUGUCAAAGUUGAGUAAAUAAACCAAUCGAUGUUAAAAGAGUAUAUUUACAACAGAUAUUCUAGACAAAUAUACUAUCUUAAUGUUUCCGAAUAA